CAAUGAGCAAGCUUUCGCUCAGCGAGAAGGAGAAAGCCAACAACUUGCCGGUUCGCCCUGGCCAUGGUACCAUGGGCGAGAAGGUGAAGCUUUGGGCCAACUAUUUCAAAAUCAACAUCAAAUCACCAGCCAUUUACAGGUACACCAUCAAAGUUGCCGCCACCGAGGAAAAGCUCGGAAAGGAAGCUGAGGUCGCAUCCAAGAAAGUGGAGGUGGUGGUCGGGAAACUGCUCAAGCAGAUCGAAGCCAAGGUGAAAUCCGUGGCGAUUGCCAGCGAUUUCAAAGUGCACCUGGUGACGACCACCAAGCUCAAAGUUCCCGAGAACCGCAUCUUUGAGGUGACGUGGACCGAGCCGAGUUCCAACCAAAACCUGCCCAGCAAGCCCCAGACUUGGGUGGUCAAGGUGGAGGAGAGUGUCGAAAACUGCGAUUUCGGCAAGGUGCUGAACGAGCUCACGACACUUGAUCCCAAGCUCGACGGAGACUUUCCCAAGUACAAUGUUGAGCUCGAUGCCCUCAACACCAUCGUGACUCAUCAUGCCCGCGCCGACGACAAUGUUGCGGUGGUGGGAAGGGGAAGGUUUUUUGCCAUUGGCGAUGACCUCAUUGAACAAGUGCGGCCCCAAGACUCCCCUUUGGUCAUCUUGCGAGGAUAUUUUGCCAGCGUCCGUCCAGCUACCGGAAGACUUUUACUCAAUACCAACAUCACGCAUGGUGUCUUCCGUCCUGGUAUCAAACUUGCACAGCUGUUUCAGGAACUUGGACUUGACGUAAUGGACAAAUGCAAUGCCUGGAACGAAGUAACCAAAAAUCAGCUCAACGACAAGAUGCGCAGAGUUCACAAGGUCCUGGCGAAGGGCCGUGUCGAGUUGAAUGCCCCAUUCCUUGUUGAUGGAAAGAUUGUUUAUAAAAAAGGUUACCGCACGCUCAAUGGCAUUGCUAACCGUGGCGACGAAAGGGGGAAGCAAAAGGAUGGCAAAGAAGUCCGACAUCCGCCAUUGUUCGGGAUUCCGGGUGUCCAGGUUGGCGGCCCGACCUCUGUUCAGUUCUACUUGCGUGCGCGAGAGACAAAGGAUGGCGCUGCCCCUCCUCCGACUCCCGGCCUGCCGAGCAACGCGUACAUCACGGUAGCGAACUACUAUAAACAACGGUACGGAAUAACCGCCAAUGCUUCGCUUCCUCUGGUCAACGUUGGCAGCAAGGAAAAGGCGAUUUACGUCUUGGCCGAGUUCUGUACGCUGGUCAAAGGCCGUUCCGUCAAGGCUAAGUUGAAUGCCAACGAGGCGGACAACAUGAUCAGGUUUGCUUGCAGAGCUCCUUCGCUGAACGCUCAGUCUAUCGUGACGAAAGGUAGACAGACACUUGGUCUUGAUAAAAGCCUGACGCUUGGCAAGUUCAAGGUUUCGAUCGACAAGGAACUGAUUACCGUUAUCGGGCGUGAGCUCAAGCCUCCGAUGCUUACGUACAGCGGUAACAAGACGGUAGAGCCGCAGGACGGCGGGUGGUUGAUGAAGUUUGUCAAGGUGGCCAGACCUGGACGCAAGAUUGAGAAGUGGACAUACUUGGAAUUGAAGGGUUUCAGGGACAACGUAGGGGUGCCGCAAGCUAUGAGCGCUUUUGCCGAAUUCCUGAACAGAACGGGCAUCCCGAUCAACCAAAGGUUCUCGCCGGGCAUGAGCAUUCCAGUUCCGGGGAGCGAAAAAGAGUUUUUUGCCAAAGUGAAGGAACUCAUGAGCGCGCACCAAUUUGUGGUGGUUCUUUUACCCAGAAAGGAUGUUGCGAUCUACAAUAUGGUAAAGCGGGCUGCCGAUAUCACAUUUGGCGUUCAUACAGUCUGCUGUGUAGCCGAAAAGUUUCUUAGCACUAGAGGGCAGCUGGGGUAUUUUGCCAACGUCGGCCUCAAGGUCAACCUCAAGUUUGGCGGCACGAAUCACAAUAUCAAGACGCCCAUUCCUCUACUCGCCAAGGGGAAGACGAUGGUGGUGGGCUAUGAUGUUACCCACCCGACCAAUCUAGCGGCUGGACAAUCGCCUGCAUCGGCUCCCAGUAUUGUUGGCCUGGUCUCAACCAUCGACCAACACCUUGGACAAUGGCCUGCAAUGGUUUGGAAUAACCCGCACGGCCAGGAGUCCAUGACGGCACAGUUUACGGACAAGUUCAAGACGCGUCUGGAACUAUGGCGCAACAAUCCCGCAAACAACCGCAGUCUCCCCGAGAACAUCCUGAUUUUCCGCGAUGGCGUCUCCGAGGGACAGUUCCAGAUGGUCAUUAAGGACGAGUUACCUCUGGUUCGCGCCGCCUGCAAGCUGGUGUAUCCAGCUGGCAAGCUACCGCGUAUUACGCUGAUUGUCUCUGUCAAGCGCCACCAGACGCGCUUCUUCCCAACGGACCCGAAGCAUAUUCACUUCAAGUCCAAGAGCCCCAAGGAGGGUACUGUGGUUGACCGCGGCGUGACCAACGUCCGCUACUGGGACUUCUUUUUGCAGGCGCACGCGUCGCUCCAGGGCACGGCGCGCUCGGCUCACUACACGGUUCUGGUGGAUGAGAUCUUCAGGGCCGACUAUGGAAACAAGGCGGCCGACACGCUGGAGCAGCUGACGCAUGACAUGUGCUAUCUCUUUGGACGAGCCACCAAGGCGGUCAGUAUCUGCCCGCCUGCGUACUAUGCCGACUUGGUGUGCGACCGGGCGCGUAUCCAUCAGAAGGAGCUCUUUGACGCCCUCGAUGAAAACGAUAGCGUCAAGACCGAUGAUUUCGCAAGAUGGGGUAACUCCGGGGCUGUUCAUCCCAACCUUAGGAACUCCAUGUACUAUAUCUAGGCUUGUCAAUGUGUGUUGGCAGUUGGGAUAGAAAUGGACUAUAGAAG
Neurospora tetrasperma FGSC 2508 is the source of this 2866-nucleotide messenger RNA. RefSeq names its product post-transcriptional gene silencing protein QDE-2. The record is from RefSeq and is a predicted model, not a curated record. Lineage: Eukaryota; Fungi; Ascomycota; Sordariomycetes; Sordariales; Sordariaceae. Gene Ontology annotation, molecular function: RNA binding; protein binding. The transcript has a single exon. The annotation marks the transcript as partial.